UGCUAUCUCGUUGGCGUCACUGCAUCUUAACGUAAGAGAUUGCCGUACGUCUCGGUAGCUCGGUACGUCUCUCGCAUGUCUCGAUCGGGCAAACGGCAAAAUAAUUUUGGUUAUCCCGUGAUUCUUCGAAACCUGCUCCAAGAUGAUGCGAACAUUGGGCGGUAUCACAUAUAUAUUACUGAUGGUGCAGCUAAACGUAUUUAUCGCCACUGACUGGUGGUACGGACAGAGAGAUCCGUUAGGCCCAUAUCCUAGGAUACCAGAUAAGGAUAAAGUGAAGAGAGAAAUUGCAUUCGCAGAGGAGUGUAGGAAAUUUAUCACUCCACCUCAAUCAGGAUGGAUCCGUUGAGAGAACUUUAUUAAUUAUAAUUGUACAGUGACUAUGUAUGCGUAUUCUUCCUGUGGGAAAAUGUAGCAAUAAACAGUGUUAUAUUAAUUUAUAA
This is a messenger RNA of Wasmannia auropunctata (little fire ant), 443 nucleotides long. RefSeq lists its product as uncharacterized. The transcript has 2 exons. The record is from RefSeq and is a predicted model, not a curated record. The coding region runs from base 143 to 349 and encodes 68 amino acids. Lineage: Eukaryota; Metazoa; Arthropoda; Insecta; Hymenoptera; Formicidae.